AUGCAUAAUAUCGAAGAGAUUCAUGAGCUUGUAAACGAUAGACCAUCGAUAGUGAAAGCACACAAAUAUUGCAACUGGAACGGUACCUGGUUUCGGCAUCCGGAGUCUAAUCGAGUCUGGACUAAUUACACGACUUGUAUUAACUUACAAGAUCUCAGCUGGCAACAGGGGAUUAAUGGAAUUUACGAGGCUGGAUAUGCGAUAUCGUUGGUAGCGUUGCUGCUCUCAUUAGGUAUUCUCACGUAUUUCCGAUCCCUGAGAUGCGCGAGAAUCACUCUUCACAUGAACCUGUUCGCAUCGUUCGCUGUAAAUAACGCCCUGUGGCUGGUGUGGUACAGAUGCAUCGUCGCCAGCACGGAUUUGCUAUUGAACAAUGGGAUACCGUGUCGCUUGUUGCACAUCGUCCUGCACUAUUUCCUGCUGACUAAUUACGCCUGGAUGUUGUGUGAAGGAUUUUACCUGCACACGUUGCUCGUUAGCGCUUUCACCAGCGAGCAUAAAUUAGUAAAGUGGUUGAUGGGUCUCGGCUGGCCAGUACCAGCGAUCAUCGUCAUGAUUUACGCUUGUUUAAGGGCCACCAGCGAUGAUCCUACAGAUACUGAGCAAUGUUGGAUCAACGAGGGAAACUACAUGAUCGUGCUGAUAUACCCGGUCUGCGUGUCCACCCUAUUGAACCUACUUUUUCUCUUCAACAUCGUCCGAGUCCUGUUGAUGAAAUUGAGAGCCGGUCCAACGAUCGGCACGCAGCCGUCGAGGUCCAUGCGUCAAGCAUUUCGUGCAACGUUACUUCUUGUACCUCUUUUGGGACUACAUUACCUCGUCACCCCGUUCAGACCACCGAAGGAUCACCCUUGGGAACAAUUCUACGAGGUUCUAUCUGCAAUAACAGCUUCUUUUCAGGGACUGUGCGUAGCUAUUUUAUUCUGUUUUUGCAACGGCGAGGUAAUAGCGCAGUUCAAGAGGAAGUGGGAGGGCACGGCUCUUAUGCGAAAUCGAGCCAAUUCUUGCACGGCCACUACCGUCUCGGUCCGAUGGCGGGAGAGGAGACGGUGUGACUAUCGUCCAUCGGUGCCGACCGAGGAGAAGCGGAACGCGGACGACCGUCGGCAAACCGUGCACCUGGUCGCCGCCAAUUUCGUCCCCAAUAGCCACAACAAUCACGCGAAGAUGAUCGUCAAGCCCGGCGACUUUGACCAGACGCAAUGUUGAUGACAAUCCUGGAUUAUGAUGGGAAACGUCGUCGGCUACGGUCAAACGCGAUGAGUGAACGGGGACGAUUGAUCAAAGACGUUGGUGAUCGGGAAACACAAGAUUGCUUAGCAAAGGGUUACGCUUAAAGUAUUGGGGUGAAUUGUUCGAAGGAACUAAGGUAGAUUGGCUAGUUAGAGAUUUCUUAAUAAAGGGAAGGCUGUUCGCGUGUUGAGUGUUGUUUGUACAUAGAAUACAUGAAUGUAGGAUUUGUUGCUAAAACAGAUUAAAUCAAAAGGUGUUCUACGGGAUAAUAUAACUUAAUGAUCAGGGAUUGAAGAGGUUCCGAAAAUAACUGUCUCAAACUGUUAUACGUUACUCAAACUAAAUAUGGCAUCACGAAAUUUGUAUAAACAAUUACCCGAUUUCGGAAGAUUAAUUAAUUCAAAUAAUAAUAAUUACUCAGUUAAUUAUUGUAAGACGAUAUUUCUUCUUAUAAAUUGAAGCUCGAAAUCUCUAGUGGAUCUCUUAAUUUAGAAGAAAAGUUUUGGUCCUAUGAUAAUAAUUUAUUGCUGAGUAAUCAUCGUCCAAACUUGGGCAAUUUUCGACACUUUCGUGGUGCUAUAAUUUUUUUUUAGUAAUAUAUAUCGGAUCCGACCGAAACAGUGAGAACAGAAAGAAUGUUAUAACUGUUAUUAGAUACGUCGAUUCUGGUCUAUGUUGGUUCUGGUUUCGAUUCUUUAGAAUCGAUAUUAUACAAGUUCCAUAAUCGUUAUUUUUCGGUUUCGUAUUUCGGAUCUGCAUUUUAGUUCUUCAUUUCGAUUUUAUGUACAGCUGUCCAAAACGAUUUUAUCCCGACCCACUUGACAUGCAUACAUACAGUAAUUAAAUUAGCACGAGUGCCGUUGAUAUCGCUCGUCUGCUCGACAUUGACAAUUUGACAGCUGUAAGCAAUUUUAGUAAAAAUAUUCUUAUUUAAUCUAAUUUAUUUAUUAAAGUACAUAGGGUGUGGCAUUAACUAUUAGUACCUCAGAUAUCUUCGAUAUUUGGCAAUUGUACAAAAAAAAAGAAAAAAACAAAGAGCAGUGGAAUGCACGACAAGCAAAUUAUUUUAAAUCGUUUGCAAGUUAAACAAACUUUCGAGUCAAUUUUCACAAAAACAGAGCUCCGGAUGAAAAAAUGUUAUACCAAAAUAUUUUCUUCUUUUUCAUCGUAGGAUCAUCCCCUGCUCGAUUGUACUACUAUUUCCGGCUCACCCUGUAUGUAAAGCCAUAUACGUAACUAUUUAAUACCUGCUACAAGAAAAUUAAAAAUUCCAGUUCAAAUAGUGUAUCAAAAUUGUUUACAUUUUAGAGAAUAAGAAAAUAGGACCGAAAUAUAGAACCGAGAAAUAAUUAUAGAACCAAUAUAAUAUCUGUUCCCAUGAAUCUCAGCUGAAAUCGACAUAAGUCAGGACCCAGUAUACCGAAUAACAAUUAUGGCACUUUUUCGGUUGUCGGUAAUCAUUUCAAGAACUAGAACUGAUAUCAUAACUGUUUUCAACCCCUGUUAAAGAUUGUGAUUGAUAUCUUUUAAUAGAGAAAUUGUUGAGUGCUAAUGAAUGUUAAAUAAAAAGUGCUGAUCUUGUCGAUGUCAUAUUAUAAUGAGCCUUUUUUUAAAAUGGGUAAUGAUAAAAUCAAAGUACUAAGAUAAUUUUGGGAGAAAUAAUGGGAAGCGUUUUAGUGGUAAUAGACGUUACCGAAUUCGCACAAGAGAAAGUUUGUAUGGUGAAACCAUAAGUAAAAUACGAAGUGAUAUUUUACCUAAACAAACAUAAUUAUAAUAGUAAUAUUUUUCGAAUCUCAAAUCUCGUUUGAUCAAUGUAGAAAGCGGUGAAUGCUUGUUCGAAUAAAUUGAAGUUAUUUUUGUUUAGAGACACGUUCUUAUACUUAUGCCGUGUGUAUUAAGACAAGAAAUUCUAUUUCCCUAAUAAAAACAAUUACUUAUUCUAAAUCGUAGAAUUAGACGGAGUGUAGCUUGUUAUAUUCUAAAACCGAUUUCAAAGAUCAAGUUUUUAUAUUUCAGAAUUAAUAAUUAAAACAAUUCUUUGUCGAAUUGCUUUUGAGUAAACAAACGGAUAAAUAAUUAUUAAUUGAUAAACGAAUCGCCAAUGUUGCGAGGCGAAAUCUUUGCUUUAAAUUAAUUCAUACAACGAUUCUUCACUUUUUGCGCUGUGCGAUAGCGAUGUAAAACGUGUAAAUAAUCACUUUCUUCUCUUCUUAAAGAAGACAAGGUCGAAGCUGUUAAAUAUUGGAAUAGUAUAAGUUUGUCACAUUUUCUUUUUGAAUGAUGUUUUCCAUUCGGCUGUAAACAGAUAUAAGUCGUCAUAUCGAAUAACAUCGCAGAAUUUUUAUACAAGACGGUGAUUUUGUAGAAAAUAUUCAUCCAUGUAUACUUGCUGCCGAUGCAAAUAUAAUUGAAUAUGCGAAAAACUA
Messenger RNA from Ceratina calcarata, 3662 nucleotides. RefSeq names its product calcitonin gene-related peptide type 1 receptor-like. Gene Ontology annotation, cellular component: plasma membrane. NCBI's taxonomy places the organism in Eukaryota, Metazoa, Arthropoda, Insecta, Hymenoptera, Apidae. The coding region runs from base 1 to 1209 and encodes 402 amino acids. Gene Ontology annotation, molecular function: G protein-coupled peptide receptor activity. The transcript has 11 exons. The record is from RefSeq and is a predicted model, not a curated record. Gene Ontology annotation, biological process: adenylate cyclase-modulating G protein-coupled receptor signaling pathway; cell surface receptor signaling pathway.